Messenger RNA from Physella acuta, 2628 nucleotides. Its product is annotated as E3 ubiquitin-protein ligase RNF170-like. The record is from RefSeq and is a predicted model, not a curated record. Gene Ontology annotation, molecular function: ubiquitin protein ligase activity; metal ion binding. Lineage: Eukaryota; Metazoa; Mollusca; Gastropoda; Physidae.
UAAGAAGAAAUAAAACACAAACAAUAGGUGAAACUCAUAGUGAAAUGUAACAAUUUAGCAAUAUUGUCAAAAAAUGUCCCAAGAAGUACGCCGUCAAAAUUUUAUAGAGGGCAUAGGAAAUGAAGUUAUUAUUGGAUGUGGGGCAUGCAUAGUAACCUUACUAGGAAUGUGGACCUAUGUGAACUUAGUCAACCAUCGGCAAAGACUUGGUUCCAGAAUCCACCCUGACAGUGCCACAGACAUAGCCUCAACCAGGGAACAGCUGCAGCAUGAAGAACUUGACCGUCCAGCGACUGGUCAGAGCCAGAGGAGGGCCAACCAGCGUAACAAUGGAGAGCUCACGUGUCCCAUCUGUUUGGGGUCUGCCGUCUUUGCUGUUGAAACCAACUGUGGUCAUGUCUAUUGUGGACACUGUAUGGUCAUGUACUGGGAACAUCAAACCUGGCUGGGUGGUGUUAGGUGUCCGUCAUGCCGAACACAGGUUAAUUUGCUGCUGCUAAACUUUACAUCACAAGAGCACGCCACAGAGAGUGAGGAAAGGCGUGGGGUUAUAGAAAAGGUCAACCAGUACAAUAGGCGUUACUCUGGAGAGCCAAGAUCUAUUCAAGAAUACUUACAAGACCUACCCACAUUGCUUCGCUACGCCUUUCAUGAGUUUUUCAGUGUGGGUGGCCUGAUGUGGAUGUUUAGAUUUCGAAUAGUAAUUUUAAUUAUUGCUGCCUUUAUAUACUUAGUCUCCCCCCUAGACAUUCUGCCUGAAGCUGCGUUUGGUCUUAUAGGAUUUUUAGAUGACAUCUUCAUCCUUCUGCUCAUAGCUGUGUACAUCAGCAUUAUAUACAGGAACAUUGUGACCGGCAGGGGGGAUGCGUCAUAGUGCCGAUGUGUUCUGGUGCUAAGCUUGUUGCCUCGUUCGUUACCGCUGAACAUCGGAUUAUCCUUUGAUAAAAAAGAUUAUGGAGGAUUGAGGGUUUUUUUUUUUUAGUUUUUUUUUAGCUAAAUUGGAAAUUGGUAUAGAGAUUGUUUUAAUUAUUUGCUCGGUCCAUCCUCUUAGUGUAUAAUAAUAAUAAAAAAAAUAACUCAACUAUAAAAUAAACUGUGUACAUGAUUAAUGGAUAUGUUGUACACCAAACCAUGUAAAUAUCACAUGUACAAAAUAGUGUAAUAAUUAUUGUUUGUCUGUGAGAUGUAGUUUUAUUUUUGGUUUGUCCUUAACCUUAGUGUCUGCUUCACUUUAACUAAACUCAUGCUGCAUCUUUUACUUUGAAGUUUAAAAAAAUCCAUCUUUGGUUUAUUUUAGUUAAGACUGAAAAGUCUUGUAAAUUACCUCUCUACGUACAAACUCAAACUGUGUGAUUGUAGUUCAAUAUGCUUUUCUGUUUCAUUUACCUUUUUUUUUAACUAUUUUCUUUUAAUUUUUAACGUCUAUAUUGUGCAAAUUUAAGAAAAUAGAUACAUAUCCAUUUUUUAUAACAAAGCACUCAAGAAUAGAACCACUUGUACACAAGAUUUACUUUACUCUCUGUAACUUUAGUAAGAACUACUCACACUUUGACAUUUACCACAAUUUAUUCACACUGGUCCAUAUUUAUUACCAGUGCUUUACACAAUGAUUAGAAUAGCUUAUUUAGUUAAAUAUCACUUUAUGGUCUUCAGAUGAAAAGAUUUCCCAUACAGCUAAAAAUAUAUUUUGUAACAAAAGUAGUUGAAUAUGUUGAGUAUUUUAUCAAGCAAACAUCUCUUUACUUAAGGCUAUACUGAAUAUCUUUGAGUAUAUGUAGAACCUUAGUUUAUGUCUUAGUUUCAACUUAGGAUUUAAUUUCUGACUCUUAAAAAAGGAACCUGUCAUGCUGUUUACUCUGCUUCCCCUGUAACUGUCCUCCCUUGAUCAAAUUGUUGCCUUAAGUGUUUGACAGUUGUUUGCUAACUCAACAAAUGCAUCAGUAAUUUUUUACCCCUCCAUAUACAUGCUAAUACCAAGAUAUGACCCCUUUGUAUACGCUAAUACCACAUAAAGCCCACAAGUAAUGACCCCUGCAUACAUAUUCUGACAUAUACCACAUAAAGCCCACAAGUAAUGACCCCUGCAUGCAUAUUCUGACAUAUACCACAUAAAACCAACAAAUUAUGACACCCACUUCCCCCACAUCCGCAUACAUAUUCUAACAUAUACCACAUACGACCAAACCUCACAUGAGUAAUGACCCCUCUAUAUCCUCACUAACACAAACACAAAAUGAUCCCCUUCUAGUUGUCUUGUUCAAAUGGACAUCACAUUUGUGUUGCAAGUCAUGUUACUUGUACAGUAAGACAAUAUGUUUUUAAUAUCAGAUGGGAGAUAACUAGUUUUAAGCUUAGGUUGUAUGAAAUUGGUUUUCAAAGGGAGGUGAUACCUACAUUAAAAUUUAAAAAAUUAUUUAGUAGUUGUGUCCCAUGUUAAUUUGUCCCUAUUGUUAUUGGAGGAGAGGGGUGGGGUGAUACAAUUGCAAGUUAAAAUCCUGACUGUCGUAUGUUUCACUAUUUUCUACUCUCUGCCACAGUGUUUUCUCAAUUCAAUUAACACAAAAACUUGUCAUUUUAAAUGGAUUUUAAAAACGUAAUGCUUAUAUUUUAUCCAAUAAAUAACGCAGU